This is a messenger RNA of Cariama cristata (Red-legged seriema), 846 nucleotides long. Its product is annotated as dnaJ homolog subfamily C member 1-like. The record is from RefSeq and is a predicted model, not a curated record. The transcript has 8 exons. NCBI's taxonomy places the organism in Eukaryota, Metazoa, Chordata, Aves, Cariamiformes, Cariamidae. The annotation marks the transcript as partial. Gene Ontology annotation, cellular component: endomembrane system.
AUGGUGAAGCUGGAGUUGAAUGGAAGUCCUAUUAGUGGUGAAUUACAUUUUCUGACAGUUUGCUUUGUUUUCCUUUUUCAGGAUGCUUCCUCUGCAGACAUUCGGAAAGCAUAUCGAAAGCUUUCACUAAUUUUACACCCAGACAAGAAUAAAGAUGAAAAUGCAGAAACACAGUUUAGGCAAUUGGUGGCCAUCUAUGAGGUUUUAAAGGAUGAAGAAAGGAGGCAUAGGUAUGAUGAUAUUCUGAUCAAUGGACUACCAGAUUGGCGACAGCCUGUAUUCUACUACAGGCGGGUGAGAAAAAUGAGCAAUGCUGAGCUGGCAUUACUCUUGUUCAUUAUACUCACAGUGGGUCAUUAUGCUGUGGUUUGGUCAAUCUACCUGGAAAAACAGCUGGAUGAACUGCUUAGCAGAAAAAAGAGGGAGAAGAAGAAAAAAACAGGUGGCAGGAGUACUGAUGAAGCCAAACUUGCUGCUGUAGACAAAAAUGAAAGAGUACUGGACAAACCACAAUGGCAUGACUUACUUCCAUGCAAGCUGGGAAUAUGGUUCUGUCUCACUGUGAAAGCUUUACCUCAGCUAUUCCAGGAUGCCAGACAAUUAUAUGUAGAAUAUAAAGAAACAAAAAUGAAGGCGAGAGAAGAUGCCCUGGCUAAGGCUGAACUUGAAACACUUCAGAAGGAGAAGAAGCCUAAAAUCAAGAAACCAAAAUCAGAAUUCCCUGUAUACACGGUUCUGGAGUCAAGCGCAUAUAUACCAUCGUAUGAUCAUGGAGCUUCAAUUGAAGAGAUUGAGGAACAGAUGGAUGAUUGGUUGGGAGGCAGGAACAGAACACAAAAAAAGAAG